This is a messenger RNA of Suillus fuscotomentosus, 156 nucleotides long. RefSeq lists its product as uncharacterized. The annotation marks the transcript as partial. NCBI's taxonomy places the organism in Eukaryota, Fungi, Basidiomycota, Agaricomycetes, Boletales, Suillaceae. The record is from RefSeq and is a predicted model, not a curated record. The transcript has a single exon.
AUAAGCAAGCCCAAAUUUCAUUUCUUAGUUCAUCUCCCGGCAUAUAUUCGACGUUUCGGACCAGCAGUGAUAUUUUUGACCGAACGAUACGAGUCCUUCAACCAUGUAUUUCGUUUGUCGUGUGUAUACAGUAAUCGCCAAGCACCAAGCCGCGAC